AUGAAGUUUGGGGGGAAGGGGAUGAUCCAGCUGAUGGCACUGCUAUACAAUCGGGUGUGGAAAAACGAGUAUAAGCCAAGUAGAAAGAGGGCGGGAAAGCCGACGUACUGCUUCUUCCUGGACGUGAAAAAGGCAUACGACACCGUAUGGAGAAAUGGGUUGUGGAAACAACUGUCCAAAUACGGGAUCAAGGGGAAAAUGUGGAGAGUGCUGAAGAAGAUGACAGAGUGUACGAAAAGCGCGGUCAUGCUAGACGGAGAACUGUCAAAAUUCUUCGACAUUGAGCAGGGGGUCCCACAAGGUUGCACGCUGUCCCCAACAUUGUUCCAGGUGUUCAUCAACGAUCUGUUGGAAGUCGUAGAGGCAGUCCGGAAGGGAGUAAAAGUAGGGGACACGGAAACGUCGGUUUCAGGAAUGCUGUCUUGCGGAGAUUUUGUCGGUAUGUCGGACACCCCGGACGGACUGCAACCGCAAAUUGACGCGGCGAAGAAUGAAAGAACUCGAGGCGGCGCAGAUGAAAGCAGCGAAAAUACGGUAGGGAGAAUCAUCCAAGGUAGAAAGAGGGCGGGAAAGCCGACGUACUGCUUCUUCCUGGACGUGAAAAAGGCAUACGACAUCGUAUGGAGAAACGGGUUGUGGAAACAACGGUUCAAAUACGGGAUCAAGGGGAAAAUGUGGAGAGUGCUGAAGAAGAUGACAGAGUGCACGAAAAGCGCGGUCAUGCUAGACGGAGAACUGUCAAAAUUCUUCGACAUUGAGCAGGGGGUCCCACAAGGUUGCACGCUGUCCCCAACAUUGUUCCAGGUGUUCAUCAACGAUCUGUUGGAAGUCGUAGAGGCAGUCCGGAAGGGAGUAAAAGUAGGGGACACGGAAACGUCGGUUUCAGGAAUGCUGUUUGCGGAUGAUUUUGUCGGUAUGUCGGACACCCCUGAGGGACUGCAACUGCAAAUUGACGCGGCGAAGAAGUUUACUGAUAAGUGGAGAUUGUCUGCCAACGUUAAAAAGAGUGCCGUCAUGUACACAUACCUUGGAGUAGAGAUCGCAAAAGACUGCUCGUGGAAUGCACACAUGUCCAAGGUAGCGGAAAAGGGCAAAUCACGAGCAGGGAAGCUGCAUCCAAUACUCGCAAACCGGCACCUCGAUACACGCAUCAAAUUGACGGUUUUGAAGAGCGUAAUCGUACCGCCGCUAGAGUACGCCGGAGAAGUAUGGGAAGGAAAUAAGAAGGUAGUGAAAGAACUCGAGGCGGCGCAGAUGAAAGCAGCGAAAACCAUCCUAGGAUGCUCCAGGCGCACAAGUAAUGCAGCCGUGAGGGCAGAAUUGGGGAUCCAAUCCCUACGUUCGGGAAGAGACGCGAGGAAGCUGACAUUACAGUAUCACAUGUGCGGGAUGGGAGAGGAGAGGUUGCCGACAAUUGUAUGGGAGGCGAAGUGGGCAAACAAAAAGAGGGGUAGACAACCCACGGAAUGGGUCAAGGUUGUAGAGGACGUAUGGAAGGGGCUCGACAUCGACGAAGAUGAAACGCUGGAAACGGAGGGUCUACAGGGGUUCAAGGAGAAGAUAUCUGUUGCUUGUGCCGAGAGAGAAGAACAGAAUCUGAGGAAAGAAUCCAAGGAUAAGGAGGGUCUAGAAGUGUACGGAAUGUUGAAGGAAGGAAUAGGGUUCAAGGACUACCUACAUGGACCAAUGGAUGCAGGAACAAAGCUUAAGGUCAAAUUCAGGACCGGGGACAUAGGCCUUCGAGAACGUCGACGAAGACAUAGGACGGUAGACGACGAAGAUGACGAGAGGUGAUUACGGCUCGGAAUGCGACGACCGUGUUCAUGUAGUAUAGUCGCGGAAUGUCCGUUGUACAAGAAGGAG
Molecule: messenger RNA, 1863 nt
Organism: Ectocarpus sp. CCAP 1310/34
Lineage: Eukaryota; Phaeophyceae; Ectocarpales; Ectocarpaceae
Source: the annotation of a GenBank genome assembly